Molecule: messenger RNA, 431 nt
Organism: Papilio machaon (common yellow swallowtail)
Lineage: Eukaryota; Metazoa; Arthropoda; Insecta; Lepidoptera; Papilionidae
Product: vitelline membrane protein Vm26Ab
Exons: 2
Coding region: 51-281 (76 amino acids)
Source: RefSeq, a predicted model, not a curated record
CACUCUUGAACUGUAUUGUUCGUUUCUACCACAACAUAAACAAAAUUAAAAUGUUCAAACUCUUCAUCUUCGCUUGCUUCCUCGCCCUGGCGGCAGCUAAGCCCGGCGUGUUGCCUGUGGCUUAUACCGCGCCGGUAGCCGCAGCAUACACCGCACCAGUUGCUGCGGCCUACACCGCGCCCCUCGCCUACUCUGCCUACUCCGCCUACACCGCGCCUGUUGCUGCAUACUCUGCUUACACAUACGCAUCUCCCUACGCCGCGUACUACCUUCGUCGCUAGUUAAAUCGAAUAACGUGCCAUUCUUACCCGCCAAAUAUCUAAACAAUAAAACAACAAUUGCAGACAGUCAUAAAUCUGCAUCCUAGAGAUGAAUAUAUAAUGUUUAAAUAUAGCAAAAUGCCCAUCUAUUACAACAAAUUAACCUGUGCG